Messenger RNA from Oikopleura dioica, 1128 nucleotides. NCBI's taxonomy places the organism in Eukaryota, Metazoa, Chordata, Appendicularia, Copelata, Oikopleuridae. The record is from the annotation of a GenBank genome assembly.
AUGACGGAUGUACUGCCCCCUUCGACUAUUCAGGAUUUAAUAACGGGCCUCAAUCAACUUAUUCGAGCGGAGAUUCCAUUGGACAAGAAAGCGCAGAUAAUCGUGGAAUAUUUCAAAUCUUACAAGAACAACGACUGGGAAAAGUACGCUUUCUGGGAUGAUUUCCGAUACACACGAAAUCUGAUCGAGGAAAUAGACGGCUGCUAUUCCCUCAUCCUCAUGUGCUGGCCAGAAGGAAGCGCUAGCAGGAUUCACGAUCAUCCAAACGCGGAUUGUAUAAUGGCAUAUCGGCACCUAAUAAAAGUCCAGCCUUGCGAAGAAACGACCGCAACAAAAGGCGAUGUUCUUCAUAUGAAUGAUUCGAUGGGGGUGCAUCGAGUUGAAAAUGCAUCAUCAAGUGAGCGGGCUGCAACUCUUCAUUUUUAUUUUCCAUGCAUCCACGAAUGCCUGAUUUUUGCUGAAGACACUGGCAAGUCAACCAAGAAAAAGGUGAAACGAGUUAGACCUGGUAUCAAGCCCAAGAAGUCGGAUAAAGAAUUGACGAAGGAGGAGCUUGCGGUUCGUGAAAGAAGACGAAAGCGAAACAAGGAGGCCGCCGCAAGAAAGCGAAGAGAGUUCAAAGAAAAUGUCGCGAAAUACGAAGCUCAAAUAAAAAAUCUCGAAGCUGACAACAACAACAUCGUAAAUGAACUUGCUGAAAUGAAGGAGCAAAUAAGAAAAAUGAAUGCAGCGCUUCAAAAUCAUUCUUGCGCCGAGCACCAGCAAUUCUUCCCAGCAGAGACAAGUUUCUAUGGAGGUCUCACCGAAGCGUUCGAAGAAAACCAGGCUCCAGAUGAUCAGAAGCAACCUGCUACUCCAGAGAAGAUGGCCGUCCCAAUGAGCAUCUUCGAUGAAUUCGGAAUCUUCGUUGAUGAUCUUUGCAGCAAAGAGCACGUCGCACCAGCGAAUAACGGUUCUCAGCAAAAGUCUUACUCCGACAUUGGUGAAAUUCUUGGCUUUGAUGUCGCCAGCAAGAUGCCAGCAAUGCAAGCAAACCCACCAUCAUAUGAAGAAACCCAGCAGAUGUUCUUUUCACACCCGUGCGUCAACGAGAUGAGCGCAAUGGAGUUGGAAAAUUUGUUCGCCUAA